CCAACUGAUUCCUCCUUUGGUGAGCAAAACCUUAGCUUCACCACCACAGACCUCAGCCUGGUGGAGAUGACAGAAAUAGAAUAUACACAACUCCAGCAUAUACUCUAUUCCCAUAUGGAGGCGCAAGCGAAUGAAAAUGAAUCAGAAAACAGGUUAAAUUUGAACUGCUUCUCAGCCAACAACCCCUUGAACAACCCACAAUACCUGUCGUCAUGUAAUACCAGUCAAGGUAGCAGUUCAUCAAACAGCUCUGGCAACCAGUCGUUAUACCCCAUUAUCUGCCAGUCUGGUUUGGCUUCUGACAGCAGUUUCAUGGGUCCCAAUCAGUGCCUUGGACACAUUGACUUCCAGGAGCUGAGAAUGAUGUUGCUGAGUGAGUCUAACCUUCCUCUCAACCCAUCUGAAAAAACACCUAAUGGUGGUAGUUCGGUAGAUGCUACUGGGCAGAGUUUAGUGAAAGGUAAAUAUACUGAACACGCGAGUGGAAUAAACAAGGAAAAUUUGGAAAAUUCAGCACCAGGUCCUGAAUCCAGAGCCAAAUCUGCAGUCCGUGUUCGAUUGGAAGACAGGUUCAACAGUAUCCAGACUGAAAGUCCCAGGGGUCAAGAAUCACAGGAAACUGGAGUAGCCAUUAACAAUUUAGUAACUCUCAUUCGCCAUCCUUCCGAAGUGAUGGGUGUUCCUCUUCACCAGCAGCAGAAUAAAUGUACCACGUUAGUGAAAAAUAAGACUGCUGCUACAACUGCGACGGCAUUGCAAUUUACAUGCCCGCUGUUUAACCCAAAUGCUGCGUCUCCUGCAACUGUAAAUGCAAAUCAUUUACAACAACAGAUCGCUGGAACAUCUGUUUUGGAUGCUCCUAAGCAUCAGGACCUUGGCUUGCCUCGAGCUUUUUCUAUCUGUUACCAGCAGGAGAUUGAAGCAACAAAACAGACCGUCGGGCCUAGAAAUAAGGCUCUUCCUGAACACGUCUGGAUUAAAGUAGGAGGCGAGGCUUUAUGUAAGCAAACAAUAAACAAAAGGAGCCGGAGUAGAAUACAUACACUGGACGCAAGCACAGUGCGCAAACCUCUCGGUGACAUUCAAAAUGUGUGCGACAGCCAAAGCACCAGCCUGGCACAGGGCACUUGGCAAGCAGCACAGCCAACCUCAAGUGCCUCCGUGCAAAAUGGAAGCCAAGGCGGUGUCUCUCAGCGCCGGGAGAGGCAUAACCGAAUGGAACGAGACAGAAGGCGCAGAAUCCGGAUUUGUUGCGAUGAACUGAAUCUUCUGGUCCCCUUCUGCACGUCAGAUACCGACAAGGCAACAACUUUACAAUGGACAACGGCAUUUCUAAAAUACAUUCAAGAAAGGCACGGAGAUUCCCUGAAAAAGGAAUUUGAGACUGUGUUCUGUGGUAAAACAGGCAGAAGACUAAAAUUAACAAGAUCAGAUUCAAUAGGAACAUGCCCAGCACAGGAGAUUGCCCAGAAUGGUACGUCCAUGGAGAUUAAAUAA
Euleptes europaea (tarantolino) is the source of this 1497-nucleotide messenger RNA. It is a transcript of the gene TCFL5, whose product is annotated as transcription factor like 5. The transcript is spliced from 6 exons. The record is from RefSeq and is a predicted model, not a curated record. Bases 67 to 1497 code for a protein of 476 amino acids. Gene Ontology annotation, biological process: regulation of DNA-templated transcription; spermatogenesis. Gene Ontology annotation, molecular function: RNA polymerase II cis-regulatory region sequence-specific DNA binding; protein dimerization activity; DNA-binding transcription factor activity, RNA polymerase II-specific. Gene Ontology annotation, cellular component: nucleus. Lineage: Eukaryota; Metazoa; Chordata; Lepidosauria; Squamata; Sphaerodactylidae.